AUGAACCACGGCAGUAAUACCAUUUUUGAGUCUGAAUGGGCUGCUUUUGCACUACCAGCGAGCGUCGAUCGCCCUCUACCACGAAUCGGCUUUACCGACUUUGAAAGCCGCCAGCUCCACGCCAGUCUCGACGCACUAGAUGUACUCGGGCCUGUACUGGCGACCAACGCACCAGUCAUGUUGUUUGCUGAACCGGCUGAGUGCGUACCCGUUAGCAGCUGCAUGGCCACACCACGAGGCACAAUUAAGUGUAGCCGUGCUACUGAUAGUGCGUCUCCCCGGGCACAUAUGCACCAUUCUAAGAAGGCUUCGCGCAAGCAGGUUCACGAGCUCCAGGCCAUGGUUAAUGUCAUGCAGGUGCAAGUGAACAGCGCUGCCGCCGAGACCCAACAGCUCGCGCAGCUUGUAGGACAGUUUGCUCAACAGCGAGCAGAGGAAAGGAGAUGCGCAGCUGAAGAGGAUCAACCGUUAUUUGAAGAGCACGAGAUGGACAUGGACCUCGGGACCCAGCAGCGACGGCUGCAGGCCCAAGUCAAGCAAGAGUGUGAACAAUUUGUAUGCGAGCAGCAACAACAGCAACAGCAGUGGCAGCAAGAGUGUUCUGCGAAUCAAUUGCCACCCUCACGGAUCCAAUUUUAA
Peronospora farinosa is the source of this 639-nucleotide messenger RNA. NCBI's taxonomy places the organism in Eukaryota, Oomycota, Peronosporomycetes, Peronosporales, Peronosporaceae. The record is from the annotation of a GenBank genome assembly.